AUGCGACCAUCUGUCGGCGGGUGCAAACGGCGCGGGCUUGCGCAGCUCUUCCUACUCCUCUUGGCUCUAUGGGCCCCUCUGCACGCACUUCAAGACGAACUCGUGCUCCAAGGCCUCAACACGCCGAUCGCUGCUGCACCCAUUGAUGCGCAACGCAUCCUGGUAGCCCAAAUUUCCGGCGCCUUGACCCUGAUUCACGUGGAAGACGCCACGCAAUCUGUUUAUGUCACCAUCCCCGAUGUCAAUUUGCACGGCGAGCGCGGCCUCUUGGCUGUGACCGUCCACCCCGAUCUGGCCAACCACCCAUAUGUUUUUGUCUACGUUUGCCUCAAUGAACCCGCAGCCUGCAGUGUCUUUCGCCUCACGCACCACGAGAACUCGGGUGGCCACACAAGCCAGGCGACGUGGGCCGAGGCUCUCCUCUUGUUUCAGGAUGCCGAGGGCUACCUGGGGCCAUACCACUACGGAGGCGGCCUCGCCGUCACCCCCGAUGGAGCCCUCUACGUGGCUGUGGGGGAUAAAACAUACCCCACGGAAACGGUGACUGGCAAGCAGCUUUACCGCAUCGCGCCCGAGGAUGUCGUUGGUGUGACGCCCGCACCACCCACCACCAGCAUCGCCACAGGCAUGCGCAACCCGCUCUCCAUGCUGGCCUGUGACGAGGGCUUUCUCAUGUUCGACGUGGGCGGCAAUGACUACAGCAACAGUUUUGAGGAGAUCAAUGGCUAUUUUCCUGGGGGCCUCAUACGGGUGGCCCGCUUUAGCUGCGUCAUGGGUGGUGGUCUCACGGGCAACGACUGGUACCAGGGCUUGGGAAACCAGCUCAUCUUCCUCGAUUACGCCCGCCAGACGCUGAACGCCGUUCCCCGCACUGGCUGCCAAGCGGUUGGCCCCAGCACCGUGGUACUGCACACCAUCGGCUCUCCCCUGCAUGUCAUGACCCGACCCGACUACACGCUGGUGUACACCACACUCGAGGGACAGGUUCGCCGCGUGCGCGUGGGUGGACCCUCCUUGGCUGUUGACGAGCUCUUCGUGGCCCCGCUGGCCGGUCCCACACCCCUCAUCCUAGACCUGGGUGCCCCAGACACGGACGCGCUCACAGACUGGACCAUCGAGUGGCAUCUCAACGGCUCACGCUUGGGCGCCGUAUCUAGCUGGACGCUGGACGACGUGGGCACAUACAUGAUCGAGGCCGUGGCUUACUUGGGUGGCGUGCCCGAAUAUACCAUCCAGAGCUUUGAGGUGUAUGCGGGUCCGGUGCUGAAUCUUCAGAUCCACAGCAGCCGAGGCAGGUUCGAGGCCGGGCAGAGCGUCAGCUUCUCGGCGACCGCCUCAGGCUCCACUUCAGCUCCGCAGUCCCCGCAGUAUACCUGGAGGCUUUUCAUGCACCAUGCCAACCACAUGCAUCGGCUGGUUCCCGCCACGCCCAAUGCAACCCUGACGUAUGCUGUUCCCUGGGAUGGACAUGCGUGGAGCAACGACACGGCACUGCGCGUGACGGUGGAAGCACACGAUGCCGCCACCAAUCAACGCGGGUUUGCUCAAUACGAGCUCCAGCCACGCCUAGCUGAGGUGGUCAUUCGUGUCGUGGUGGAGGGGGCUCAAGCCAAUGCCGGGCGCGUGGUCGCAGCAGACACCAUGUUGUUAGACGGCGAAACGCGCGCCAACCCGGACACAUUUUUAACGGCCCGGCGCUUUGAGCAUCGCUUGACGGCACCGGCAUCCGCUUGCGCGGCUGGCGUGCACUUGGCUCGGCACAUCAAGGCCAGUGGCAAGCUUGUAUGGACAGCUGAUGCGGGAGGCGUGAACUUUUACGUGACUCGUAAUGCUGAUCUGACAGUGACCUACCGGACAGACGGCGAGUGCCAUUUGGCCCUGGGGGCAGCCGUGGAACGAUCCCCUCUCUUUGAACUCGGUGCUUUUGACCUGGUCCCCGGAGAUGGGCACCUCAUAGCGAGCCCGGGUGCCCAGGACAACCCAGCCAGCGUACCAGUGACGUGGGCGGCUGCGACGGGGGCCAUGCUCCCUACACUCGACGAGUCCUUUGCCAGCACCCCAUGGCGAUUUGCAGUCUUUGAUGGGGCGUACAACGUGCGCUCGGGUGCACUGGAUCCGUCCGUCGGGCAGGCGGUGGCUCAAAGCGAUGGGGAGCUCACAGUGGUGGCCUUGGUGCGUUAUCACGGCCCCGGCUGGGGUGGUGUGGUGCUGGGCGAGCCCACAUGUGUGGGCAGCUUUGGGCCUGGGGUCAGCACCGGUGGUUCCACGGCAGCGUCUCCAGGCGGAGAGUUGAUGGUCGAAACGUUCUGUACCAACUUGAUUGAGCAAUCGGGUGUUGUAGGCGCCGAAGCGGGCUGGAUCCUGCAGGGUGCACGUUAUUGCGACGGCAUGGCCAUCAUGAGCCUCAACGAAACCGACCUUUGGCAAGAGGAGAUGCCCUUGGCUUUGUCUCUGUCUCAGAUUGCAGUUGGCUCUGAUGCUAGUUUGAGUACCCAUGUGGCAAUGGAUGUGGCUUGGGUGGGCGUCUGGGACGCGUGCUUGUCCUCGUCAGACCUCCUUCAGCUAAGCGCGGCUGUCACCGACAUGGAGCAGGCGUUUAAGCAACCAGACGACGAUCAGGAUGGAGGCUUGGGUGACGGUGAUGAUGACCGCUCUGAGCAGCCGCCCGAUGACGAUGACGAUAACGAUGACGAUGACGGUGACAGCAUGCCGACCCAGAAUCCAAUGGUCUUUACGAUUGAGCAAACCGGCGAUUUGGGCGCGGCCGUUAGCGUGUCGCCGCCCUUGGGUUGGAUAAGUUUAACAGCCUGCGCUGCGUUGCUCUGUCACAGUUUGGCUCGCUUCCUGUAA
Molecule: messenger RNA, 2850 nt
Organism: Monosiga brevicollis MX1
Lineage: Eukaryota; Choanoflagellata; Craspedida; Salpingoecidae
Exons: 2
Coding region: 1-2850 (949 amino acids)
Source: RefSeq, a predicted model, not a curated record